This is a messenger RNA of Eimeria mitis, 1302 nucleotides long. RefSeq names its product vacuolar (H+)-ATPase G subunit domain-containing protein, putative. The transcript has 4 exons. The record is from RefSeq and is a predicted model, not a curated record. Lineage: Eukaryota; Apicomplexa; Conoidasida; Eucoccidiorida; Eimeriidae. Bases 1 to 1302 code for a protein of 433 amino acids.
AUGCCCUUCUGGCGAAGACGAGGCCAGGCGAAGGCCAACCAAAAUGCAGCUCACGACUCCACAACAGCAGCCAGCAACACUAACAACCCCCCAAUAACGAAGGAAGACCGCCGUCUGAGUAGUUUGGUUGGCGAACACAAGGAUCAGAAGGAGGAACAUUUGGGCGAUGCUGGCGAUGGCGCUAAACAGGUCGUCUUGGUGCCUGCAGCUGCCCAUGGAGCCUCUCCGACUACCACCAUGGAGGCGCGGCCUUCGCUUUUGAGGCGAACAAUUUCGAGCAUCUCGACGAAAGUCUUUGCAAAGAUGAGAUCAGAUAGCAGCAAAGUCGCAGGACAGCAGACAAACCCAGAUGGGCAGGCGGGCAUUGCGAAGACAACAAGCGGGGGUAAACAUCCAAAUGAAACACCGGCUUCGGCUGAGACGGAUCAUGUACAUAGGAGAGGUUUCCACGGGUUCCGCAGUCGCUUUCACACGACCCAUCACGCGCCUGCAGCUCAAGCAGCCCCUGCCCAGUACGGCGCUGCUGACCACGGACUGCACCUGCCGCUGCAUCUGCGUCAUAUUCAUUUUCCCCACCUUCUGCACCACACCGCGCAGCAUAGCGGCACUUCGAAUGGAGAGCGGGAGACGGACGUCAUGAUGGUGCUUCAGGCGGCCGCGAGUCGGGCAACAAAAAUCGUCGAACGCGCAAGAGGAGAGCGCGAAGUCCUGAUGGAAAGAGCUCGUGAAGAGGCCGAACAGGAAAUCAAAGAGCUCAGACGUCAGCUCGAAGAACAAGCCCUGAAAGAUCAGGAAAAAGAUAACGGAGAAGACGCCCUCCGCGCGGCACUUGCGGAAGAGGACGCCCGGAUGCGCCAUAUACUUGAGCAAGCUCCUGAGCAUAUGGAAGCUUCUGUAUCCCUAUGCGUGGCCCACGUUCUCAACGUCGACACAUCCCUAGCUCCAGACCGCCGGGGAGCGCUGCGCAAUUUGAGCAAGAAUCCUCCAAGUUUCCUUCGGAAGAGCAACGCUAAGAGCUACCCGUCAGAGCGUAGAGUGCAAGCAGACCGCAUCACGAAGGGCAAACGGAACAUGCAUGUUUGGGACUUUUCUUGGAAUGCCGAUGGUCCCGACUAUCAACUCGUUGACAACACCUCGCCAGAGCAAGAAGAUCUGUAUGCUACAAUACUGGGCGACCGGACACUGAAGGAAGGCGAAGAAGUUCAGAUUGAUUUCGACGAAUUGGAGGCGCCUGCCCCCCUUGGGCGUUUUUCAUCGGCCAUGCAAAGUAUUCAUACCACAUGCGGUUGCCUUCUUGGAUAG